AUGAAAGCAAAAAGAGGAUUGUAUGAGAGUAGAACAGCUCUUCACAUAGCAGCUGUGAAGGGUCAUGAUGACUGUGUUAAGAUGCUGCUUGAUGCUGGUGCUGACCCCAACUGUCAGGAUGAUAACGGCAUGACACCACUACACUGCACUCUCAGGUUCGACACUUCUUAUUACUGGAGAUCAGAACUCUACGAUGCUGAAUGUCUUCAAGUGUUAUUAAAUGAUUCCCGCUGUGAUCCCAACAUAAAAGACAACUAUAAUAACACCAGCUUAUAUUAUGCUGUGGUGAAUAAAGCUGAGGAUUGUGUGAAGAUGCUUCUUAAUAAAGCUGGUGUUGACCUUAACUCUAGGAAUGAUCAAGGUCAGACACCAUUACAUUAUGCUGCCUUGAUUAACCACACUGGAAUUAUGGAACUGUUAUUACAUGAUGAACGUUGUGAUCACAAUGCAGAAGACAAUGAUCAUAAUACUGCAUUUCACUAUGGCAGCCAGAGUGCUGAAGGUUUGAUGGCAGCUCAUGCCUGCUCAAGAUUUUGCUUCAACCCUGAUGUCCAAAAAUGUACUGGUACAAACACCUAUUUGGAGAGAGCAAGGCUGCAAGGUCCGACACACUGUGUUGUGGUGGCUGAGGAACUACAACGCACCAAACGUAAACCUGCUGAAACAUCCACUACCAACAUAAUGGAAGACGGCGUCCGUGAAGGCUAG
Messenger RNA from Cherax quadricarinatus, 708 nucleotides. The record is from RefSeq and is a predicted model, not a curated record. Lineage: Eukaryota; Metazoa; Arthropoda; Malacostraca; Decapoda; Parastacidae.